GUGGGGCGUCGGGUAAGUUUUGAAAGUUUUGUUCUCGUCUCAAUGUUGUACCACGGGGCACGCAGAGUCGUGGUCCUCGCUUACGCGUGUUGCGCGUGUUCUGUCGCGUUUUGCACCCCCCAAGUGCCAUCAUUCCGAGUGACAGCUUUCGUGUAGUGACAUUUAUGUUAGGAAAUUCGCGUCGCGUUACCUCCAGUGAAUUCUAACCUUAAAAUAAGUGUAUUUGUGUUCGUGGAUUAACGUUUUUGAGUGAACUUUGUCAGUAAACUUUUUCCAGAGGGGUUGCUUCUAACCUCUUUGCGGCACAGUGACGCUAACCCCCCAGUUUCAUUGUCCUGGAAUGAUGACCUAGUGAGUGAAAACUUUCGCAGGAAAUUCCUGCUUAUUAAGAGCCAACAGCAUGUGAAAUGUAAACAAACAAGAAGUCCUCUAGCAUGUUUAUUCGGAGAAUGUAGUUUCUUCGGAACUUUUAUUUAGUUUAUUCUUCGUCGAUUUUCGCCAUUUUUCAUCGGCUUUUCCCGGAAUUUUCACCGCACUCUGCCAAAAUGGACGAAACUACGAAAAUCGUCGAAACCCCUCACGGGAAGAUGAGCAAUCGAAGUUCUCGAAGCUCUUUUGCAGACUACGACAGUGGUUAUUUAACCCUAACCCCGCACUCGAUGUGCCAUUCUCCGAUUGCAGUGGGUCGACCCAGGAUUUCGAGCACCUCCACAAAACGCCAUCUCCGUCUGCGAGUCGAGCCCUGGCAGUCUGACAGAAUCACGAGGUACCGGUCAAAAUUCAAUCAACUCCUGGACAAUUCCUACUGCGAUUUAGCUGAGGCUGCGGAACCCUCGUCUUCUGGGAAUGCAAGAUGCAGCGGUACCGAAGAUCACGGCAUGCUCCCAGAGUACCAGGAAUUCGGGAUGGAACUACGGACUCGAAAUCUCCGAAAUUGGAGGGCGGCCGUUCCGGUCACCCCGGCAUCGAAGAUGGAAAUUUUGUCGUCCUCGCCUCCUUCACCUGCGAUUCCUUCAUCGUCUUUCCAGGCCUCAGAACCCACAGAAGAUGUCGAGAUGAAUCCGAUGACAUUGAAUGAACAUAGAAUGCAUCAGAGUACACCUCACACAUCUCCGACGAGUUUUCAGAGAAUGCGGAAGUCUAGUCCGAUUUUCAUAUCUGCCGAAAAUCGGAGGCUGAGCAAACUUGCAAUCAGUGAAUUGGCAACUGUACCGGAAAUCAAGCCGAAGAGACUUGACUUCAGUCAGCAGGGUCUUACUGCUUCGCUGAGAAGGUCCAGAGCCAUCAGGGAUUUCACUGGCACCGAAAAUGUUGAUAUGCUUCUUUUGCUGGGAGAGAAAAGCAACCACUGGAGGAUAGUCUCCAAGAUUUUGGGACUUCUCAGUCCCCAGGAUCUUUGCUCGGUUAGCAUGGUUUCGAAGGCUUGGAAAAGGAUUUGUGCGAAUGAUUCAAAGUCGAAUGUGAGAAGACUGGCCUAUGUAAUACUCAGGCAGGAUUUGAAGGAGAAUUUAAAGUAUAGCAGGAAAGUCAAGCUGGAGGGUGAUAUUAUCACGAGUCCCAGGAGUAGAUACACGAGGAAGGGAUAUCUUCUGGAGGUCCAGAAUUUGCUCCAGGUUCCGCAGAAAACUAUUCCACCGAACAGCCCUCCAGUCUCGCCGAGCAAAGUCAAGUUUCACUCGUUUGUUAAGGCCAGUCGCACCCUCGCACCCUGGGAGCACUUGUUGCGUUGUCCAAAGUGCACUUUCCCGUGCCAUGUAGAUAUCGAAAAGAACGUCGGCAGAUGUUCGAGGCAAAGCUGCUCCAUCGAUUUUUGCGCAACGUGUUCAUCCAAUCCCCAUAGCGGACCAUGCAAAACGCCAUUACUCGCCACCCCGACGAAGAAGCGAAACAAGCCCCUCAUCGUCGGCUCCAGGCAGAGCAAGAGGAAUCUUCGCCGGCUAUAGCAAUGUCGGAAAUGCUUAGAUUUAGAUAGUUGAUUAAGUUCGAAAGCCGAAACUACAAGUUUAUCUUCAUCGCAUUGCGAAGUUUCUCCCCUUUUUUUUCGCAAAAGAGAUCCAUUUUUUCCAUUCUGAUCAUCGCCAUUUUCACUGUAUCACUUUUCUAUUUUACAUUAUUCCAGUUUCCAAUAGUUUUCAUAUUUUAGAACUGCUUAAUCGCUAGACAAAUAUUAUGAUCAGCAGUGAAAAUAUGGCAUCAGAAUUUAUUUUACAUCGCAAUUACUAUGUUGCUCCAAGAAGUUCUACAAAGAUUAAUUUUAAGCAUGUUGAAGUCACUAAACAAAAGUCUAGAUAACGUUAGUUGUAGAGAUAUUCAAAAUUAAAAUUUUAAAAAGUUCCUCUUCUGAAAGGAUUGUGAACUUCACAAUGCGAGGCGACUGGAAGAGUUUAUCGUGCAUUCUCGAAGGGCAAGAAAGGGGAAAAAAGAAAGAAAAUAGAAAGAAAAAAAAGAAGCCGCGCUGCCCAUAAAAGUUUCGCUGCGCUCGCCGUAAAAAUCUUACAAUUAGGGCUUGUGCUUCGUCUGCAAUUCUUCAUUGAAACUUUUUCUCGACUCUUGCCAUCCAGCAAAGCGACUUUUUAUCACAAGUCAGACUCUGCAGCAUUUUUCGGCAGUUGACACCAUUCUUCCAAAUUUUAUCCACCCGACAAACUACAGUUCAAACUGUGUCUUUUAAAAGAAAAUUCAUUUAAUUCAAUCUUCUAAAAUCUAAAUGCCAAAAAAGUUUUCUAUUUUAUUGCCCUUCGACUCUGCUUUCGCAGACAAUAUGUAGUCGAGUCGAUUGCCUAUUUAUUUGUAAAUUUCCGGGCAAGUAAAAAUCGAUUUAUUCUUAAUUGUUAAUAUAAUUGUCGCCAGUGGCAAAAAAGCCUCGAUUCAACGAAGCGUUUCUCUCAGCGUGUCUAGGAUUUUAUUUUUUCACGGGAAAGAAACGUUUUGUUUUCUCGUGUCCUAACUAGUCACGUCCGAGGACAGUUUUCUACGUCGUCAGUCGCUUGAAAGUAUUAUUUCGGAUAGACAUCGAUUUAAGGACGGAAGAUUGUUCAGGGAAACCUUUAAAGCUUUGCAAAGUGUGAUUCGAUAAACAAAAACAAAAAUUGUCUCCACCGAUUUUACGAGUCACAUCCUGGUAUACACGCAAGUAAACUUCGUGCCAUUUUUUGCCAUAAUGAUUGCCAUAAAACAUUUUCGGUACAAAUUUUGAAGGGAAGAGAUAAAUUUCCCACUCCUGCCACGAUUGAAACCAUAUUUUUUUCUGAUAUAAUUUUUUAUUUUUUAUUUUUUUUAUUACUUAAACAACGAUAAAUCAGCAAUGCCAUUCCUUAAGUGUCUUCGUCCUAAGAUUUUAAAUUAAGUUAAAAAAAUAAAUUACUUUUAUUAUUCAGUUGGGAAAAAAAAAGACUGCAUGUAAAUACACGAGCGCAUGUAGAGUAAUAUAUUUUCACAACAUGAAUUUCAGGUAGUGUGCUUUUUCUGGAGAUAUAAUUUUUCAAAAUUUUCUUUAACGCGAUUUACAAAAAUUAUGAAUCCAAGCAAAAAAACAUACUUCCUGGCACUCCCCUUGUCAGUACAAAUUUCCGGGUGUUUAAUGUCCGAGUCGAUUUUUGUGCUAAAAAAAAACGAAAGAAAAUGCUAAGCGUUGUUUUUAUUUUCCGUAAAUUUAUUAACCAAAUUUUUUAUUCGUUCAACGAUUCUUGUCUUUUUGUGUAAUACAAAAUUGUGCAAAUUAAUUAUCUUGUCUGUGUUUUGUGUGUGUGUGUGUACACAUUUUGCUCUCAUGUAUUUAUUUGUUUUCCAAGAGCCUCUUAAAGAAUGCUACAAAAUAGUUUAAAUGAAAGAGAUAUUUGCCAUUUUAAAAAUGUUAAUGCGAGUAAGAAGAAUAUUGAGGAGAUACUACUUUGAGAUUAGCAUUCCAGCUUUUAGUUUAGGAAUGAAUGGCUCAAAUAUAAAAGCUGCUCUUUAAACCGACGAACAAAUCCUGCCUGUGAAUACCUCGUUUGUUAUUAAAAAUCUCUACGAGGCUGCAAAUUUUACAGUACAACUAAGACACCAGUACAAUCAACAAAAUGUACUCUUAAUCCCAGUUCCAUAGUUUUAAUUAUACUUUGCCAUAAAUUUACAUAUCCUUAAGAGUGCAAGAAUGUCGUAUAGAUUUGCGAGAGUUGUCAUUUAGCGAUCCCGAUAGAGGAAAUUGUGUGCCUUAUUAAUCUAAGCGACCGAAAUUCAAACGAAAACAAACUGAUCUUGAUACCUCUAUUUUGCCAACUUUGCAGCUUUACAAGGUUGAUGAAUUGGUCAAAUUUAAGUGUGUCAAUUUAUAAACUGAAACACGUUUAUAGAAUGAUUUUGUUUUCGUUUGAUCUUAACUGGAAGAGCAUUUAACGAGAAAAUAAAGUAAAGGAAGCAGAGAUGCCGCGAAAUCUAGAAGCGAAUUUAUUCGAUUUUCUUCGAUUAUUUCGAACUGAUUUGCUCAAGCCGUUCUAAACGGUGAAUAAAAGGUGUGGCGAUUGCCAAAAAAAGAGAGAAGUUCUACUUAAAUCUUCAGUAUUCCGCGUUCGUUCGCAUUCCUUUUGUUAAGUUACAAGCUCUCUGUGUCUGGUCAAGUGAUUUACACUAGGGUUUCAAGUUCAGAUCCGGUUUCUUCCUUACGGGACGACGAAUGCAGCGAUUUUUCCCCCUUUAAUAAUCAAAGUAGACGCCGCUCCUCGUUUAGAAUGAAUACCCUCUCCGAAUCUGCGACUAAAUUGCAUUCCGCCCCGAAAAACAAGAAGAAAGCGAAAAAAAAAGAAGCCAGAACCGUUGUUUGGAUUUUAAAUUCGUAGAGUGUGAAAAACAGGGAAUAACGCUUUCUCCGGUGAUUGGAAUCUCGUUGACGACGCUUUCUAAUUUCGGGGGUUCAGAAUGGGUUUAUUUAUGUUAUAGUCGCAAACUCGAGGGGGUGUUUCUAACAGGAAAUUUGCAUGUAUUAGUUUAAUAAGUGUGAGGGGGAAACCAUGACGGAAAAAGUUUUUUUUUUUAUUGUAAGAAGAGAGAGAGAGAGGGAAGAAAUUGAUUGAAAUUUUAUAUUUAUUCGUAACGUUUGACUUCCGUUUUGAAGUUUGGAUUUUAAAGUUUGAUCGUAAAGUGCCUGUCUUGAAUGUAUUAUAAUGUCUAGUGAUAUAUUUUUUUGUUUUAUUAUUAUUAGGAAGCUUGAGAAUUCUUUCCUCUCUUCUUCAAAAUGUCAAGGUGUCUUCUAUCAGCUCUCUAUUUUUCGGGCACAUUUUCUGUCAUGAAAUUAAUACUCAGAAUUUAGUAGGAACACGAAUUGCAUUCUCUAGGCUUAAGUUAUUUAAUGAAAAAAAAGAGAAAUUUCUAAGUAUUGAAAAGGUGAUACCAAAUAAAAUGUGCAUCGUAUAUGCAAUAAGUUAAUAGAAAAUCGUCAUAUUUUUCUAGCUGACUUAUUAAUAUUAAUAUUAUUAUUAUUAUUGUAAUUACGCUUAGAGUAAGGAUGCAAAUUCUAAAGCGAUACACUAAAAAUGCUCAAUUUCAUAUAUACUGUUCAUGUAUUUUACGUCAUGAUAGAGAACAAUUAGUGUAUUUGAAUUUAUCUUCAGUUAGUAAAUUUUGAAACAUA
Belonocnema kinseyi is the source of this 5605-nucleotide messenger RNA. RefSeq names its product F-box only protein 43-like. Gene Ontology annotation, biological process: regulation of mitotic nuclear division; negative regulation of meiotic nuclear division. NCBI's taxonomy places the organism in Eukaryota, Metazoa, Arthropoda, Insecta, Hymenoptera, Cynipidae. Gene Ontology annotation, cellular component: nucleus. The coding region runs from base 546 to 1943 and encodes 465 amino acids. The record is from RefSeq and is a predicted model, not a curated record. The transcript is spliced from 2 exons. Gene Ontology annotation, molecular function: protein binding.